AUGCGUAAUAUCUUCGACGAUGAACAAUCACAAGCUUAUCGAGCGAAAGUUUGGUCCGUACUAGGAUCUAAACCUAUAUUUCGACAACCACGGUUUCCAAUUUCGGUUCAUGAAUAUAAACACUUAACUUAUAUACGAUGUAAAGAAUUAAUUAAAGCAAAUCUUCUGAGCGAUGAUGAAAUGUUCGAGAAUCCACGACUCAAAAUUGUUCUUGAACAAUGUCUUUCUAUGUAUGAUUCAUCAUGUCAUGCAAAAUACACACUGUCGAUGACAGUUUUUCGCGAAACCAUUCGAACAUUGGGUACUGAACGACAUGAAUAUAUUUUAAAUCUUGAUCAAAAUCAUCAAAUUUUCGGCUGUUUCGCUCUAACUGAAUUAGCUCAUGGAAGUAAUACCAAAGAAAUGCGAACAAAAGCGACGUAUGAUCCAUCGGCUCAGGAAUUUGUUUUGAAUACGCCCGAUAUUGAAGGAAUGAAAUUUUGGGUCGGUAAUUUGGGUUAUCAAGCAACGCAUGCUGUUGUUUAUGCACAGCUUUAUACACAAAAUACUUGCUACGGUCUGCAUCCAUUUGUUGUACCCAUUCGUGAUCCACUAACUUACAGAACAUUUCCUGGAGUUGAAGCUGGUGACAUUGGAGCCAAAUGUGGAUGGAAUGGUAUCGAUAAUGGUUUUCUACUCUUUCGCAAUUAUCGAAUUCCAAGAGAAAAUCUUCUCAAUAAGCACGGUGAUGUUCUACCAGAUGGAACUUACAAAACGAAAUUUAAAACAUCAAACAAACGAUUUGGUGCUAGUCUUGGUGCAUUAUCUUCAGGCCGUGUAGGCAUCAGUAGUUUAGCAAUUGGUUCAUUAAUUAAUUGUUGUACAAUUGCCAUUCGAUAUUCAUGUGUUCGCAAACAAUUUGGACCCACGUCCGGUGUCGAAAUACCUGUGAUUGAAUAUCAAACUCAAAAUUGGCGUUUAAUUCCCAUCCUUGCAUCACUAUAUGUUUUCCGAACGUUAGCUCUCUCGGUGUUUGAUAAUCUAGCUGAAUUUUAUGCAUUAGCUAUGUCACGAGAUGAAAGUGAUCAAGAUCUACUUGCUGAUAUGGGUCGUGAGCUUCAUGCUCUCGCAUGUACGUGUAAAGCAAUGUGUACCUGGAAUACACAGAAAGCUUGCCAAGAAUGUCGAGAAGCAUGUGGUGGUCAUGGUUAUUUAUACGCAAGUGGCUUUGGUACUAUCCGAAAUGAUAAUGAUCCAGCCUGUACAUUUGAAGGUGAUAAUAACGUCUUACUGCAACAAGCAUCAAAUUAUCUUUUAUCUACAUGCGAAGAGUUCUAUUCGAGCAAUACGCCAGUCUAUAGUCCAUUUGGAAGUGUUGUUUUUAUUGAACAAAUGAAGACUGUUCUUCAGAAUAACCGCUGUUCAAUCACACCAGAAUGUGAUAUCAAAGAUUUAAUGAACGCUGUCGAAUGGCUCUUAUGUUAUAUUCUUGAUAAAUCAGCACGAAAGGUGAAUCAACUAUCCUCGCGCGGCAAUUUAUCCGCAUUUGAUUUGAAAAAUGCCGCACAGGUUUACCAUCUCCGAACUCUGUCACUCAUCUACAUUCAACGAACGGCAAUCGUUCGAUUUUCGAAUUACAUUGAAAACAGCGAAGAAAUAGAUGAAAAAUGUAAAAAAGUCUUGAACAAACUACUACUGGUUCAUACACUGAAGUUUCUCGAAGAAAACCUGAAUUACUUAUUCGAAGGAAAUUAUUUCACGAAUGGUUCAGUUAAUCUUUGGAUGCAGAAUCGUUUGAUAGACUUAUGUGCUGAACUGAAAAACGAAGCUGCUGCUUUGGUCGAUGUCUUUGCACCUCCCGAUCAUAUUCUGAAUUCAGUCUUAGGCGUUGCAGAUGGAAAAGUUUAUGAAGCAAUCAAUAAAGUUAUACAUGGAAACGAACAUACAUUCAUUACGCCGUCGUGGAUCAAAGAAGAUUUAAUGGAACGCAGCAAACUUUGA
Molecule: messenger RNA, 1980 nt
Organism: Adineta ricciae
Lineage: Eukaryota; Metazoa; Rotifera; Eurotatoria; Adinetida; Adinetidae
Source: the annotation of a GenBank genome assembly